GGUGCUGCUGACGGCGCCAGCCGCUCCGGACCUUCCGUGCCGCUCCCGGCGGGUCCCCGGCCACACACGGCGGGUCGGGCUUCCCCGCCGGGAGCACCGGGCGGUGCAUGGGUGUUCUUCCCCAGUGGGCACGGUCGCUCUCCCCCCACUCCCCCCGCCAGCUGCGCGAAGGAAGACGGCGGAGCAUGCCGCCGGCGGGGCGGUUCCGCGGGGACUGACAUGCUGCUGAAGGAGGGCAGGCGCCAGCCCCUCCGCCUCUCCCCGCGGUAGCGGAGGCGAUGCUGCAGGGCGCUCCCCGGGCUCUCCCGCAGCCGCCAGGCUAUCGCCCACAGCAGCCGCGCUCGCUGCCGUGAGCGGCGCGGCUCCGGCUCGGCCGAGGCGACGAGCGGCGCGGGCCCGCACCCGUGCCCGGGGCGGCGGCGGCGGGGAAGGCGCUGCCCGCGUCCGCGGGCGGCUCCGCGCGGCGGAUGCGUGUGCAUGAGCGCUGCACCGAGCGGGCGCAGGAAGCGCCCCCGCUCCGCCGCCUCCAUCUUCCAGGGCAGCAGGACCUCGCCGCACGGCCGCGACAGCGAACGCCGGGGCAGCGGCUCCGAUAGCGCCUACCAGAUCCAGAGAACCCUGGACGACUGUAAGAUGCUUGUCCAGGAGUUCAAUACCCAGGUGGCUCUCUAUCGGGAGCUGGUCAUUUCUAUUGGGGAUAUCUCUGUCGCCUGUCCUUCUCUGCAUGCAGAAUUGCACAAAACUCGAACCCGAGGAUGUGAAAUGGCCUAUCAGGCUCAUCAAAAACUAGCAGCAAUUUCUGGCCCAGAAGAUGGUGAAAUCCACCCUGAAAUUUGUAGACUGUAUAUCCAGUUGCAAUGUUGCUUAGAAAUGUACACAACAGAAAUGCUGAAGUCCAUAUGUCUGCUAGGAUCACUGCAGUUUCAUCGGAAAGGAAAAGACCCUUGUGGCCCACCCAAGAUCUUAGAUACUAAAGUGGAGGAGAGUUCUGAAGUACCUAUUUUAGAAGACAUGUCGUUAUCACCAACAGAUAUUCAACAGCAUCUAUGGCAGGUUUCCACAGAUAUUGAGAACACUGAAAGAGAUAUGAGAGAAAUGAAAAACCUUUUAAGUAAACUCAGGGAGACUAUGCCUUUACCACUGAAAAAUCAAGAUGAUAGCAGCCUCCUAAACUUGACACCCUAUCCACUGGUAAGAAGACGGAAGCGAAGAUUCUUUGGAUUGUGUUGUCUCGUCUCAAGUUAGAAGAUUAGGCACAGAAGCACCAAGGAAAUCAUUACUUUGGUUAAACCACUGUUAUUUGACCACUGAAAAGAUGAAAGUGGCUAAUCUUGAUUAUAAAAUAUAUUUUCUACACUAGGCUAUUCAUUUUUGUCUUCUGCUCCAUCCCCCUUUUCAAGUAAGAAUUUUAAUACUUUCAAAUUAUGGUGGUCAAAAAAUGGCUGUGGAAUAGAUCUAGCAUAUUUAAAACUUUUUAAAGUAUGUUUUGCAUGCUUACUUUCAGUCACUCAAAGAAGACACAUGAAUUAUGAUUCAUAUAUAAUUUAGAGGGUUUUUUAAAUUGUUUGAGCUGCAGCUAAAAGUUUGUGUGUAGUACAGUACUCUUACUAUUAUCAUAUUAAAAUCAUACUCUUAGCAGUCUUUAAGCAUAGGAGAACAUUUGGUCAUUCUCUCACAGUCUUUAAGCAUAGGAAACUAUUCAAGAGCAAAACUAUUAAAGUUCUAAGACAUUCAAACAAUAUUGUAACAGAAUUUGUACAAAAUAUCCAGUUGCUUUUUUUGUGCUGUCAUUCAUAUUUAGUCUUCCACUGUAUCUCAACUUCAAAGCUUUAUAGAAAGAUAUCUUAAUUUAUGAUAAAAAACCAUAUAUGAAAAUAGGUAGGACUUGUAAAUACAGAGAAAUCAUAAUAUCUAUAAAUUGUACAAUGCUUAGAAGCAACAAAUUUCCUUUUCAGGCAAUAGUAUAUCUACAGCUUUUGGAAAAAAUAAAUAAUUUAUUAAAAGAAGGUGUGUUAAAAUAAACAAUGUAAAACACAACGCCAACCCAUUUUGUUGCCAGUAAAAUUCAAAGCAUGGUGUCUGAAUAUCAAGUAUUGAUCUUAUAAGGCAUGCCAAAAUUAUCUCAGACUGUAAGAUACUAAACGUUUUACAUUGUUAAUAAAGUUUUUUAUUUAAAUUAAA
Haemorhous mexicanus (house finch) is the source of this 2181-nucleotide messenger RNA. It is a transcript of the gene RGS7BP, whose product is annotated as regulator of G protein signaling 7 binding protein. Lineage: Eukaryota; Metazoa; Chordata; Aves; Passeriformes; Fringillidae. Gene Ontology annotation, cellular component: nucleus; postsynapse; neuron projection. The record is from RefSeq and is a predicted model, not a curated record. Gene Ontology annotation, biological process: G protein-coupled receptor signaling pathway. The coding region runs from base 478 to 1245 and encodes 255 amino acids. The transcript has 6 exons.